Nerophis lumbriciformis (worm pipefish) is the source of this 765-nucleotide messenger RNA. NCBI's taxonomy places the organism in Eukaryota, Metazoa, Chordata, Actinopteri, Syngnathiformes, Syngnathidae. The record is from RefSeq and is a predicted model, not a curated record.
AUGGAUACAUUUGUGCAAAAACGCCCAUGGACUGAUGACAACGAAAUAACAAGUCCUUUGAAGCAGCUUAAAUCAGAAGGCAAUCAAGAGGAGCAACUGCUGGUGGGUGAUGAAUUCGCUGAUCCGAUUCCUUGGCAAAAAAUAGAGUCAGAAAAUCUGGACUGUGACUACGCCAUGCUUUUUACUAAGGAAGAAGCUGAUGACCUGUUUCAAAAGCUGGAAGAGGAGGUGGUCUACUCAACAGGUGAAGAAGCAAUGGUCCAGGUGUUUGGAAAGGUCUACAACAUUCCAAGGAAACAGGCAACAUAUGGCGAUUCAGGAUUGACUUACACAUAUUCCGGAGUGACACGUUUAGCCUGCCCAUGGACUCCCACCCUGGAAUAUAUUCGAGAUUCUGUCACCAAAAUAACAGGACACACAUUCAAUUUUGUCCUCAUCAACAGGUACAAAGAUGGGACCGAUCACAUGGGGGAGCAUCGUGAUGAUGAGAAGGAACUCGACCCUUCUUCGCCCAUAGCCUCGAUCUCACUUGGCGCCGCCCGGGAUUUCAUUUUCCGCCACAGGGACGCCCGGGGAAAACGGAGAGGUCGACGCAUCGAGCCUGUUAAGGUCGUCCUGGCUCACGGAAGCCUACUUCUCAUGAACUCGCCCACCAACACUUUCUGGUAUCACAGCCUUCCUGUUCGGAAGAAAAUCCUCCUGCCUCGCAUUAACCUCACAUUUCGACGGAUCUUGCCUGCCUGUAAGGAUUCCAAGUUAUUAUAG